AUGUUAGCUACAACCUGGCUGCUGUCUGGGCUGGUGUAUGCGCAGCAGUUCAAUUCAAGGUUCUUUAAUCCUAUCUUGCCUGGGUUCCACCCUGAUCCAAGUUGUAUCUUCCACAAGUUGGACUCAACGUUCUACUGUGCAUCUUCGAGCUUCAAUGUCUUUCCUGGAAUCCCGAUUCAUGCAAGUAAGGAUUUGACUAAUUGGAGAUUGAUUGGCCACGCACUCAAUCGAGAGACCCAGUUACCCGAGCUUGCGGCCUCCGUCGGUUCGACAAGUGGCAUUUGGGCACCGGCACUUCGCUUUCAUAAUGGCACAUUCUAUCUUCUAACUACCAUGGUGCAUGACAAGAAGGCGACCAAUGAUUCGUCGAGAUGGGAUAAUAUUAUCUUCUCAACGCCGGAUCUAUGGGAUAAUAACAAGUGGAGUAAUGCUGUGCAUUUUGACUUCAACGGGUAUGACGUUAGCCCGCACUGGGAUGAUGAAGGGGACUCGUACAUUGUGGGCAGCCAUGCUUGGAAGGUAGCGUAUGGUAUCCAUCUCAACAGGGUUGACCUCAAGACUGGAGCUUUGCUUGGCAACUGGGCGAACUUGUGGAAUGGCACCGGUGGAAUCGCACCUGAAGGUCCACAUAUUUUCAGGAAAGAUGGCUACUACUACCUGAUGAUCGCCGAAGGAGGUGGCACCGGCCUGGAUCAUAUGGAGACGAUCGCUCGCUCUAAAGAUCUCUAUGGGCCUUACGAUCCCAACUCAGUAAACCCUAUUUUGACAAACGCAAACAGCUCAGAAUAUUUCCAAGCUGUAGGACACGCCGACCUGUUCCAAGAUGCGCGAGGCCAAUGGUGGGGCGUUGCUUUGGCCGUACGCUCUGGUCCCGAAUGGUUGACAUUUCCCAUGGGUCGAGAGACAAUCCUUACCAAUGUGACGUGGGAAAAUGGGACCUGGCCUGUAUUCCACAACCCGGUCCAAGGUGACAUGCGAGGAUGGUCAUUACCUGGCAUUAUUCUUGACCUUCCAGGCAAUGGCCCCUUCGUCGAUGAAGGAGAUAAUAAGCUCACAUUCCCUCCAAACUCGUCAAUACCCCCACACUUCGUCUACUGGCGCCCUCCGAACGUAGAAAACUACGCCAUCUCCCCUCCAGGCCACCCAAACACGCUCCGCCUGAAGCCCUCAAAGCUUAAUCUAACAGCUCUCGACGGCAACUCUCCCGGACCCGGCGGCCAGACUUUCAUUUCAAGGCGCCAAGUCGACACGCUCUUCACCUUCUCUUUCGAUCUAGCCUACCAACCCACCACCCUCAACGAAGAAGCAGGCAUAACUCUCUUCCUCUCGCAAAAUCACCACGCCCGCUUCGGCAUCGCCAUGCUGCCCCUCGCCGCCAAUGGCAUCCUAGUGCCGCACUUCCGCUUCCACGCUAUAUCCCACAUACGCGUCCCACCCGAUUUCACGGCCCCUGUUGACGAAACAUGGCGUUACAAGCCUCUAACGCUGACGCUGAGGACAGUGAACAUAACGCACUAUGCAUUCGGCGCCGGGCCGGCUGACGGCUCGGUUCCGCUUAGGACGAUUGCGUAUGUAUCUGGCGACAUAAUUUCUUGGGGUUUUACCGGUGCACUUCUGGGUGCAUAUGCGACGAGCAAUGGCGGGAACGGGACGGCGGAGGCCUAUGUUACGAAUUGGAAUUAUCAGGGUUGGGGACAGGUGAGAGAGAAUUGGAAUGGGACUGUUUUAGCCAAGGGGAUAAAGGAAGCGAGCUUGUUAUGAAACAAAGCUAUUACUGUGUAUUACAGAGAGCGUACAGAAAACUAGAAAGAUACAGAUGAAAUACAGAUAGAUAUGGUUGCAGCAACCCUUGAAUAUGCGGACUCGACCGCUAUAAAUGAUGCGAAACCGUUAACAUCACCUCUGUCCGAUCAUUGACGUGACCGUCUCCUUUCAACAGGCACCUUAAACAAGAGAACAAUGACUGGGUCAAUUGGCCAAUAAGUUGUGAUGACGCACCCGUCCUGCAGUUUCCUCGCCUUCACAGACCAAUCCUGCUACUUGUAGGUGAACGUGGUUUUGGUCUCUCGAAGAAUUUCCGCCCCCUAAAAAGCUUAUCCUUGGGCCAGUGGAUAAAAGAAACUGUACUUCCAUCUAGCGUAUAACUCACCAGGGCCUUGCUUUCCGGUAGUAACUCUGCGAGGAAUCGUCCUUCUCCGAAACUUUGAGAUGUGCUUCGACUCAUGGCUACCGAUUAGUUCAGUGAGCUCUUCAACUUCG
Molecule: messenger RNA, 2259 nt
Organism: Cucurbitaria berberidis CBS 394.84
Lineage: Eukaryota; Fungi; Ascomycota; Dothideomycetes; Pleosporales; Cucurbitariaceae
Product: glycoside hydrolase family 43 protein
Exons: 9
Coding region: 1-1761 (586 amino acids)
Biological process (GO): carbohydrate metabolic process
Molecular function (GO): hydrolase activity, hydrolyzing O-glycosyl compounds
Source: RefSeq, a predicted model, not a curated record